Messenger RNA from Pelagomonas calceolata, 1679 nucleotides. NCBI's taxonomy places the organism in Eukaryota, Pelagophyceae, Pelagomonadales, Pelagomonadaceae. The record is from the annotation of a GenBank genome assembly.
UUGGCAAGACAGCACAUAUCAAAACGCGGCCUCGCUAAGCAGCGUCUCCGCGAGCAAGCGCGCCAGCAGCACCUCUCAAAAGCCUCACAGCAUUGCCGCGUGCAACGCUUUGAGCCAACGCCGUCGACGCGGCAGGAUCAAAGCAGCUGACCUUGCAAAAAGCAAAAGACCACACACAAGAUGGGCAAGAACCAGGGCGCCAAGAAGGGCACAGUAGUACAUUUAGCCCAUUUAGUCGCGAACGACAAGGCGCACAUCCCCGACCGGCCGCAGGAGCGCGCUCCCGACGACCAGGGCUUCUUCCGGCGCGACUUCCGGGGCUACGGUUCGGACAGGCCGCAGGGCGAUCGACCGACUUUUAGAAGUGAAGGUGAUGACGACUGGCGGCGCGGUGGCGGCGGCGGCGGCGGCGGCUUCGGGGGCGGCGGCGGUUACGGGGGAGGCGGCGGCUACGGCGGCGACCGAGGCGGCUACGGCGGCGGCGGCGGCGGCUACGGCGGAGGCGACGCGCGGGGCUACGGCGGCGGCUCGUCCGGCGGCGAGCGGCCGCGCCUCAACUUGACGAGGAGAGGCGACUCCGGCGACGCCGGCCCGGCCAAGGUCGCGCCGUACGCGGCACCGCCCUCAUCAGGCGGCGGCGGCGACAAGUGGGACAACAUGUUCGGAGGGGGGAAUAGAGGACCGCAGAGCGACCCGCCGCCGCCUUCUAGGUAUGGCGCCGGCGGCGGCGAGUCGCGGUACGGCGGUGGUGGCGACGCGCGGGGAGGCUACGGCGGUCCCUCUCGCUACGGCGCCGGGUCCAGUGAUAGACCGUCGGGCAUGGGUCGUUAUGGUAGCGGAAACCGCUACGGCGCUUUACAGACUGGAAGUUCAGCGCCGGCGCCUAGAAAGGAAGAAUUCCCGACCAUGGCCGCCGCUACGCAAAAGAAGGAAGAACCUCAACACGUCAAGGAAGCUAGGUUAGCGAUGGAGAAGGUCAAGCUCGAGAAGCGUCGAUUGGCCGAGGAGGCGCACCGCAAGGAGCAGGAGGCCGCCGCGGCCAAGAAGAAGGCCGAGCGCGAGGCCGCCGAGCAGGCUGAAGCUGCGGCGAAGCAGAAAGCUUUAGAGGACGCGGAGAAGGCGCGCGUCGCGGGUCUGGAGUCCGCGAAGAAGCUUGAAGGGCUCACGGGCCAAUCAUUAGCUGAUGCUGUAGCAAAACUCCCGGACAAGCCGAACGCCGACGCCUUUGCCACGGCGCGCUUCGGUAAACAUGGGAGCGACGUUUCGUGGCUGAAGACCGAGGCGCCCGCGCUUAAAGUGGUCGCGCCCUCUACCGAGGAGCAGGCUUCUCUCUUGUUAGCGACGCAGCGCCACCUCGCGUCCCUCGAGUUCCCGAAGGACGCGAACGGCAAGGGUCUCAUUCAACAGGCCUUCAAGUUCCUGUUCCUCUGCGAGGUCUGUGAUGUGGAGGCCUACGAGGCCUGGCGCGACGCCGACGAUGCUGUGUCCGAGGCCGUGCCCGGGAAGAUCAAGGCCUUGACACAAACCACGGAGUUCUUCGCGUAUCUAGAUACGAUCGAUGAAAGCGAUUCUGAUGAAGAAGGCGACGAGGAGGAGGACGAGGAGGAGGACGAGCUGGCUCCCGCACCCGUCCCCAUCUAGGCGUCCUGUCUCGUCCUAUAGUAACGUUUCCAUAUAAA